AUGUUACCGCUUUGGUUGCAUACUUAUAUUUGGCCCUUCGCUAUCAUAUGGCCCAUCUUCUUUCGAUAUUACCUCUCGCAAGAUCUUUAUGACAAACAUAUUGGCGGCCAAGAAUGGACAUUUGUCUGGUGUGGGACAAUUAUCACGGCGCAAAGUUUAGUAUGGCUGAGCACAAAUUGGAACAUUAACUUGAGAGCUCUCUUCACUUCAACCUCCGCAAAGACUGUUUCGGACGCCCAGUUGAUCAAGGUUCACCCUAUUAUGAAUGCUGGCUCUGCCGAUUUUUGCAAGAUAGAUAGGGACAAUGCUGGUGGUAAAAGCAAUGUAUCCUUCCUCUUCCAAAAACGUCGAUUCCUCUACGACGCUUCGAAAAACUCGUUUGCCCCCUUGACAUACUCGAUAGAUUCAGAGCCAAAGCCACUUUUGGAGACAUAUCAAAAGUCUAGAGGUAUAGAUUCUGCAUCUGAGCUUUCCAGAAUUCAUCAACAUUAUGGCGAUAACACUUUCGAUAUUCCCGUCCCUACAUUUUCGGAGCUGUUCAAGGAACACGCAGUCGCACCAUUCUUCGUCUUUCAGAUUUUCUGUGUUGGUUUAUGGAUGUUGGAUGAUUACUGGUACUAUUCCUUGUUUACCCUCGCCAUGUUGGUAGGAUUUGAGAGCACUGUGGUCUGGCAGCGCCAAAGAACCUUGACCGAAUUCCGCGGGAUGAGUAUCAAGCCGUAUGAUCUUUUUGUUUACCGAUUGAAUAAAUGGGAGGAAACACAAAGUGACAAGCUUCUGCCUGGAGAUUUAGUUUCAGUGGGCCGAACCAAGGAGGACAGUGGUGUAGCCUGCGACAUGAUUCUGGUUGAAGGAAGUGCCAUUGUGAACGAAGCAAUGUUGUCCGGAGAAAGUACUCCAUUAUUGAAAGAUUCAAUUCAGCUCAGACCUGGGGAUGCAGUAUUAGAACCGGAAGGACUUGACAAGAAUGCAUUCUUGUAUGGAGGAACAAAAGUUCUUCAAAUUACGCAUGGAAAUACCGAAGAAGAAAGGCCCAAGAUCGCUUCAGGCGUUCCUCUUCCUCCCGACAACGGUGCUAUGGCCAUUGUGGUAAAGACUGGAUUUGAGACAUCACAAGGAAGCUUGGUUCGAACUAUGAUUUACUCCACCGAGCGAAUAUCUGCAAACAAUGCCGAGGCAUUGUUCUUCAUUCUCUUUUUGUUAAUCUUCGCGAUCGCUGCAUCUUGGUAUGUUUGGGAUGAAGGUGUUAAAAAGGACAGAAAACGAUCCAAGCUUCUUCUUGAUUGCGUCUUGAUCGUAACCAGUGUGGUACCCCCAGAGUUGCCCAUGGAGCUCAGUCUUGCAGUCAACACUAGUUUGGCCGCUCUUAGUCGUUAUGCUAUCUACUGUACCGAACCGUUCCGCAUUCCAUUUGCUGGACGGGUUGAUGUGGCGUGUUUCGAUAAGACCGGUACCUUAACCGGAGAGGAUUUGGUCGUAGAGGGUAUUGCCGGUCUUGGUCUUGGCCAUACUGGAACCGGUACACCCCGUGAAAAGGAUGGUGCCCACAGCUAUAUCACCCCUGUGCAAAAGGUUUCCCUGGAAACUACAUACGUGCUCGCCACGGCUCAUGCUCUUGUCAAGUUAGAUGAGGGUGAUAUUGUUGGAGAUCCUAUGGAAAAGGCUACACUGACCUCCUUGGGUUGGACGCUUGGACGAAAUGACAUUCUAUCUAGCAAGAUUUCAACUGGUGCACCUUCAUCUGCAGUCCAGAUUAAGCGUCGAUUCCAAUUCUCAUCUGCUCUUAAACGUCAAAGCUCCGUCGCCUCAUUAACCGCGCUCAAUCCUCAAACUGGAAAAAAGAUUCGUUCUACCUUUGUUGGUGUCAAAGGAGCACCGGAAACCAUUAUGAAAAUGUUGGUCAAGGUUCCGGCCGACUAUGAAGAAACAUACAAAUACUUCACUAGGAAAGGAUCACGCGUUCUCGCUCUGGCAUACAAGUAUCUCUCUACCGACUCUGAACUUGGCUCUGGUAAGAUCAAUGAUUUGAAGCGCGAAGUAGUAGAGAGCGAGUUACAUUUCGCUGGUUUCUUGGUCCUACAUUGCCCUCUUAAAGAUGACGCGAAAAAGUCUGUUCAGAUGCUGAAUGAAAGCAGUCACCGUGUUGUCAUGAUUACUGGUGAUAACCCCCUAACAGCCAUCCAUGUUGCCAGAGAGGUUGAGAUAGUCGAUAGGGACGUUCUCAUCCUCGAUGCUCCAGAACAUGAUGACUCAGGGGAGAAGCUUGUAUGGAGAAGUGUCGAUGACAGUAUCAGCAUUCCCGUUGAUCCUUCCAAACCCAUAGACAAGAAGAUUAUCGAGGAAAAUGACUUGUGCGUCACCGGUUACGCUCUGUCUAAAUACAAAGAUCAAUCUGCUCUUUCUACCAUCUACCGUUACGCAUGGGUAUAUGCCCGUGUUUCACCAAAACAGAAAGAAGAGAUUCUUACCGGGUUGAGGGGUCUUGGUUAUCACACUCUUAUGGCUGGUGAUGGUACAAAUGACGUUGGAGCUUUAAAACAAGCCCAUAUCGGUGUUGCGUUACUCAAUGGCUCACAGGAUGAUCUCAACAAAAUCGCCGAACAUUACAGGAACAACAAAGUUAAGGAGCUUUACGAAAAACAAUGUCAAAUGAUGACACGAUUUAAUCAACCAACGCCUCCGGUACCUGUUUUGAUUGCACAUUUGUAUCCGCCAGGACCUAAAAAUCCACACUACGAGAAAGCUAUGCAACGGGAAGCCGAAAAGAAAGGUAUUACAGUGGCUCUCAUGGAAACAGCUGCCAAAAAAACCGACGACGUGGAAACGAUUACUUCACCUGCUGCCCAAGCACUUAUCGAUGGCCAGCAAAACAAACCUACGCUGAAUGAAGCACAGAAGAAAGCAGCUAGUCUUGCUGAUAAAAUGACCCAAAGUUUGAUGGACGCUGAGAUGGACGACGAUGAGCCCCCUACAAUCAAACUUGGUGAUGCAUCCGUUGCUGCUCCAUUCACCAGUAAAUUGAGUAAUGUCAUCGCCAUUCCCAAUAUCAUCCGUCAAGGUCGCUGUACACUUGUUGCCACUAUCCAAAUGUACAAAAUCCUCGCUUUGAAUUGUCUUAUCAGCGCCUACAGUCUUAGCGUCCUUUAUCUCGAAGGUAUCAAAUUUGGUGACGGCCAAGUCACAAUCAGUGGAAUGCUCAUGAGUGUUUGCUUUUUGUCAAUUUCUCGUGCUAAGUCUGUAGAAGGUCUUUCCAAAGAACGACCACAGCCAAAUAUCUUCAACUUUUACAUUAUUGGAUCUAUACUCGGACAAUUUGCAGUCCACAUAGUUACACUCAUAUACAUCGCACGUUUCUGCGAUAAAAUUGCUCCACGUGACCCAGAUGUUGAUCUCGAAGGAGAAUUUGCGCCGUCUCUCCUGAACAGCGCCGUGUAUCUCUUACAACUGAUUCAACAAAUCUCCACUUUUGCCAUCAAUUAUCAAGGCCGUCCAUUCCGUGAAGCGAUUUCUGAAAACAAGGGAAUGUAUUAUGGUAUCAUUGGAGUUUCCGCAAUUGCAUUCUCAUGCUCCACCGAAUUUAUUCCCGAGGUCAACGAAAAGAUGAAACUUGUACCUUUCACAUACAACUUCAAAGUAGUCAUGACAACCACAAUGAUCGUCGAUUAUCUCGCCUGUUUCGUGAUUGAGAAAGUGCUGAAGGCACUUUUCAGCGAUUACAAACCUAAAGACAUUGCGAUCAGAAGGCCUGAUCAAUUGGCUAGAGAACAGAAGAGAAUUGAGGAUGCUAAGUUGGAGGCCAUCAAGGCGGAGGAGGAGAAAGCACAAAGAGAGGUCGAGGAGCUAGAGAAGAAACUAAAGGCGAAGGGUAGAGCAUAA
Messenger RNA from Sclerotinia sclerotiorum 1980 UF-70, 3876 nucleotides. RefSeq lists its product as hypothetical. The record is from RefSeq and is a predicted model, not a curated record. NCBI's taxonomy places the organism in Eukaryota, Fungi, Ascomycota, Leotiomycetes, Helotiales, Sclerotiniaceae. Gene Ontology annotation, molecular function: ATP binding; ATP hydrolysis activity; P-type ion transporter activity. Gene Ontology annotation, biological process: intracellular calcium ion homeostasis. Gene Ontology annotation, cellular component: endoplasmic reticulum membrane. The coding region runs from base 1 to 3876 and encodes 1291 amino acids. The transcript is spliced from 4 exons.